ACGAGGACCACGACAAUAACAAACCCAGGCAGCCAGACUGGGACUCAUUACAUCAGACUCGGGAACAGUUGGGCCAAUUGGGUAGUUAGAGUACUCGUUAACAACACUUGUGGCGUAUCAUGGAUUGGUUAAGAAGAUUUAUUGGCUUUCAUGAUAGAUCCCAACAAGAUGCCAACCCACUUAGGAACCCUACGUGGGAGGAGAUUAGAAGAUCUGAAGGGACACCACCUUCAGCUGGUCCAUUUGUGGGUGGUGAUGAUGAUUUUACCCCCUUUAAAGAUUUUGAAAGCUCCUACUCCUCAUUAUUUAAUGAAAUGGAUAACAUGCUCAGGCAGUUCAAUAUGAUGAUGGAAGAUUUUCAGCGUCAUCCUGGCCAGGUCAUCACGAAGCUGCCAGCAAUUGAUGAAGAUCCGUCAGAUCAUAAGUCACCUCGUGAUUUCCUACUGAAAGAGCCAGACAGCGAACCAUCCGAAGAUUCCAAUAAUCCACCUGAUGGACACACUCCUCAUCACCCAUAUUCUCCCUACUUUGGACCCACUCAUCCUUACUCUGGCCCAGCAGAUGAUGAUGAUGAUGGGGAGAAUGAUGGCUACCAUGAUGAAUUCCACAGGUUUGGUGGAGGAUUUGGUAUACAGGUAUUUGACCCACACCGUAUGAUUGAUGAUUUCUUCAAGGACUUUGGUGGAUGGAACUUUGGAGAGAUGCAGCCUUUUGGAGAAAAUCCAGAUUCUCAUGCCUUGCCUGGGCCUGGAACAGACUCUGGCGGACACAGUAGAGAUUCUCUCAUAAAGAAAGAGGACACAGAUCUUGAUGACAGGAUUACAGGAGGCCUUUCUCAGCUGUUGAAAGAGGAAAAGGGACCCAGUUACUCCUAUGAUGCCCCACCAACAAGUCCAGAUUCAAGUGUUCCAAACGUUAUUCAACCAGAGACAGACCGAUCUCAACCAGGAAUUAGAGGGAGUUACAGGUCAACAUCUAUUGUUAGAAUUCGACGGUCUGACGGAACCAUUGAGGAGACUAAAAGGUACACAGACAGCAGCGGUCGUGAAGAGGUGAUAGUGACACACUCACAGCCAGAUAAUGGUAGUGGAUCUGGUCCUCUUCAACAACCUGGUGAACUAGAAGGAGCCAAUAGCCAUGAUGGAUACUGGCCUUUCAUCUUCUCCAAGAUCUUUACACGAUAGAUACUGAGUUUUUGCUAAGAUCCAGCUGCCAACAAAAGUGAUCGAUUUAACUGUUGGUGUGGGCUGGUCCAAAUUGCUUCUUGAAUAAAUCUUUUCAGAUAUACACCUAAUUUCAUUAAUAACUAAGCAUAGUCAUCACUUUGAGUCACUGUAGUUUGUCCUCUUUGUUUUUGUGAUAUGCAGCUUCAUAUAUCUUUGCUGGGCUUCCUACUUGAACAUUUAUGAAGACUUUGUUAAUGAACUGUUGGAUCAUUGUCUCUUGUCUAGCAUAAAUCUUCUUAUUUCUAUGAUGAUACUGUACUGCACUGGGUCUUGUGUGUGUGGUGUCAUUUUUCAAGAAUCUCCAUAAGUCAUUUAAACAGUCAUGAUUAAAACUUUUUAUUCUACAUGUGCUGAAAGGUGUUUGCUUUGUGUCCAACAUAAAUUUUAAAGUUAAGAUAUUUGGUGAAGAGUCAUUGGACAAUGUGUUCUUUAAGGAGUAUGGUAUAGUUCAUGAAACAAGUGUUAAUGAAUAUAGCAACUUUAUACUGGAUAUCCUUUAUAUGGUAAUAGUCUUUAAAAAGAUUAAAUGUAUUUACUUUUGAGAAAUUUAAGGAAUCAUCACAAAGAUCAUGUUUGAGGUCAUUAGUCCUCUUACAUAAGCAGCUGUUUAGCCAAGUUGUAUCUGGAUUUUGCAAAAGUUUCAGAAUAUAUUGUUCUGUAAAUAACUGUCCAUCGACUUCUUUUGUCUGGUGUGUUUGUACAUAAACAUGUAUUAUACAUUAUAUGUAUGGAUUACUAUGAAGCAGUUUACAAAACUGAUUAAAUAAUAAAGUUGUUAUGAUUUAGGAUGAAUAUGUCACAGUACAGUACUGUCUUAGCUAAAACCUUUUCAUUUGCCAGAUAUUCUUGCACAAUACGAUGUAGACCUUUGUUGUUGGGGGCUCGAAAUUAUCAUUAUUACAAUAUGUGAAAGCUAUUGGAAAUGUUUGGAAAGGUUCUUUUCUGUUGGAGUUAUACUUUUCAUAUUUAUAUACCCUGUACUGUACCAUCAUAUUUACAGUCAUUGUGCAUGUGGUGGUGUCCAGCAUUUGUUAACUUUUAACUUCUUUGUUUAUAUGCAAUAAUUUUUUUUAAUAUUAGAAGAAAUUUACUGUAGAAAAAAAAGAGAGGUAAUUUUACCUUUUUUAUUGUGUUAGCUUUUAUGGUUCCAGGAUUGUACAUCGUAGAUUAAAAAAAAAUCUUUAUUGUGGUUUUCAACAGAUGGUGAGCUUUCUUGCUCCAGUUGGUAAGGAUAUCGUAUUUAUUGUUUAAUUUAGCUACAGUGGUCCCUCGUUUUGCGUGGGCGUAACGCUCCUGAUAUUACCACGAAAGAGCAAAACCGUCAUUACUAUAACCAUGAAUACUAUUUUCUGGAUUUUCACUUACCAUGUAAUACUCAAUAUUAUAACCUAUAACCUUCCCCGAUCACUUGUGUGGCCUUAAAUGUGUUCCUAAUGAUCUGUAAACCUCUUUCCCUCUCACACAUCAUUAAAUAACAUGUAAAGACAACAUAAUAAAGAUGCAAAUAAAAAUGAA
This is a messenger RNA of Homarus americanus (American lobster), 2741 nucleotides long. RefSeq lists its product as uncharacterized. The coding region runs from base 120 to 1184 and encodes 354 amino acids. Gene Ontology annotation, biological process: regulation of actin filament polymerization; negative regulation of apoptotic process. Gene Ontology annotation, cellular component: actin cytoskeleton; sarcoplasmic reticulum; apical plasma membrane. The transcript is spliced from 9 exons. The record is from RefSeq and is a predicted model, not a curated record. NCBI's taxonomy places the organism in Eukaryota, Metazoa, Arthropoda, Malacostraca, Decapoda, Nephropidae.